This is a messenger RNA of Lotus japonicus, 2498 nucleotides long. RefSeq names its product cysteine-rich receptor-like protein kinase 10. The transcript is spliced from 7 exons. Gene Ontology annotation, biological process: protein phosphorylation. Lineage: Eukaryota; Viridiplantae; Streptophyta; Magnoliopsida; Fabales; Fabaceae. The record is from RefSeq and is a predicted model, not a curated record. Gene Ontology annotation, molecular function: protein kinase activity; ATP binding. Bases 131 to 1237 code for a protein of 368 amino acids.
ACUUCUUCACAAGGAAAGAGCAACAAAGCAAGAACUGUCAUCGAUCGCCAUAACAGUGCCAGUUGUUAUUAUUGUUCUGGUGGUGCUCAGUUUUAUUUGCAUCUGUUCAAUACUCAGAAAGCGAAGAAUUAUGUUUCCAUUUAAAAACGGACAAGAUCAUGAUGAAGAUGAAAUCACUAUUGCUGAGUCAUUGAAAUUCAAUUUUGACACCAUACGAGUUGCUACUAAUGACUUCUCUGAUUCUAAUAAACUUGGAGAAGGCGGAUUUGGAGCUGUUUACUGGGGUGAGUUAUCGAAUGGGCAAGUUAUUGCUGUCAAAAGGUUAUCAUGGAAUUCUAACCAAGGAGAUACAGAAUUUAAAAAUGAAGUGCUUUUAGUGGCCAAACUUCAACACCGCAAUUUAGUUAGGCUACUUGGUUUCAGUAUGGAAGGGAGAGAAAGACUACUUGUCUAUGAAUUUGUUCCUAAUAAAAGCCUUGACUACUUCAUAUUUGAUCCUAUCAGGAAAGCGCAACUGGUUGGUGAAAUGCGCUAUAACAUCAUUAGGGGUAUUGCUCGAGGCCUUCUUUACCUGCAUGAAGAUUCUCGACUGCGCAUAAUUCACCGUGAUCUAAAAGCAAGCAAUAUUCUCUUGGAUGAAGAGAUGAAUCCUAAGAUAGCAGAUUUUGGCAUGGCAAGAUUGUUUGUUAUGGAUCAAACUCAAGAAAAUACAAGUAGAAUCGUCGGAACCUAUGGAUAUAUGGCGCCUGAGUAUGCAAUGCAUGGACAUUUUUCAAUGAAAUCUGAUGUCUUCAGUUUUGGAGUAAUAGUCCUUGAAAUUGUAAGUGGCCUGAAAAACAAUAAGGGCAUUAAUCAUGGUGAGGAUGUGGAAUAUCUACUGAGCUUUGCAUGGAGAAACUGGAGGGAGGGGACUGCUACAAAAGUUAUAGAUCCAUCAUUAAACAACAUUUCACCAAAUGAGAUGAUGAGAUGUAUCCACAUCGGUUUACUCUGUGUUCAAGAAAAUUCAGCUAAUAGACCAACCAUGUCUAACGUUGUACUGAUGCUUAAUAGUAAUUCUGUAACUCUCCCAGUACCUUCAAAACCUGCAUUUUUCAUGGACAAUUCAACUAGAAUCCUUACAGACAUGCAGUUGUUGGAAGAUAACUCACGGGCAACAAGAUCAAGUCAAUCCACGAGUAAAUCAGCUCAAGGAUCUGUAAAUGACGUUUCAAUUACUGAGUUAUCCGCUCGCUAGAUUCUAGUCAUAGGAGGGUGAUAUCAUAAUUUAUCAUCGAUGUUUUUAUCACUACUCCAUGCCUUACAACCUGUAAUUGUAAUUUGCAAGUACUCUAGUUUACAUAGGCCAUAAAUCGUAUUUGUAUACACCUGGAUAAAAUCUGUAAUAUAAAACUUUAUAGGUAUUGAAGUGUAUGGUUUGACUAUUAUUCUAUUAGUGCGACUUGGUAUUCUUUCCACACCAAUUAUAUCUCUAUUGGUGUUCAAAAUUUGGUUUCUAGCUUGUUGCAUUCAUGUCAUGGAACCAAUAACAUGUGGGAAUUGCUAAGUUGGGUUGGUACAUACUGAGAUAGGUUCCGGAUUACCUCUCAUCUUUUUAUAGGUUGAGGGUUUAAAUCCCUUUGCAUCAAUUAAAAUCUCAAUUGGUUGACAACCCUCAUUUGGGAGAUCCUCUAGCGCUCCUACCUAGGAGAAAAUCUCAGCUGGUGGGCAACCCUCCUUAGGGAGAUCCUCUAGCGCUCCUACAUGUCUGCUCAUCCAUCCAGCAUGCCAUUGGCGCAUUAUCCGGUAACCUACAUAAAGGUUAUUUUUUCUAGAGGAUUGAAAAUGGGUGUUGUUAGAGACAUUACUAAGCUUGACAUCGUCAAGCUUGAUACCGAAGUUGAGGCAUCGCCGAAGGACGACAAGAUGCCACCACCAAUUUGAUUUGUCAGAUAACUUUUCACGCCAGGAAAGCGACCCAUCAUCAACUACCCCCAACAAGCGGACCUUUUAAGCCGCGGUUGACCCGCGUCUCCCGCUGACCCUGCCAGACCUGCAACACCACCACCAGCCAUGGGAUCGUGAUCAACGACUAGAGAUCCAACGAUCCCCAACGCCUGAGGUAGUGUGAGCGAUAGUAACCACCUCUUGGAUGAUGCUGCCUGGAUGAGCUGCCGCUGGAUUCCUCCACCACAAGGGUCCGUCAAUCUCUGUGUAGAUGGAAGUUUUAGCCCGGCAGAGCUUUGUAUGGGGUAUGGUGGUGUUGUUCGAGAUGUUCAUGGCAGUGGGUUAUUGGCUUCUAUGCUUACCAGGAAGGAGGCAACGUGUUGUUGUCUGAAGCAUUGGUUUUGAAAACCGGCCUCGAGCUCGUGUGGGAUAGAGGCUACCAGAAUGUUGUUUGCAAUGUCGAUUGCCGUGAGUUGUUGGUUUCAUUGGAGGAUGAGGAGAGCCGUCGUUUCCCCGCAUUCUGGAUGAGAUCCGAGUUGUUCUUCAACGUCAAUGGAACGUGGUUCUUGUUG